AUGGUUGGAGAUUUGGGCAUGAUCCUUAUGCUAGCCUCCUUCACGGGGUACGUCCCUAUCAAAAGAACACUAGCUGUGUUCUUCCCGACGACAACACUGUCCGCGGAUCGCAACGGAAUGGACUUUCUUCAAAUUAGCUACCUCCCGGCGUUCCCCAUGUUUGUUGCCACUGACCAUGGAGCUCUCCACUGCGGAGACACCCCAACGCCCCGUGGUGAACUGAGUGGGUUUCUGAUAGCGACCAACAUGUCAAUGAUGACCACUGCCCAAUCCUACAUCGCAGCCGACCUGGAUGCCUUCGCAGAAGCGACUUGGUUCACAUCAGCUUACAUGAUCGCAAUGUCCAGCGUUACGCCAUUAUCAGGACGACUCUCGGGGAUCUUCACCCCGCGUCUCUAUGUUCUCUUCUCAGGCUUCCUUUUAGCCGCAGGCCUGUUCGUCACUGCAGCUGCUCCGACUUUAGCAGUCUUUCUUCUCGGUCGAGUCAUUACGGGCGUUGCUAGCGGCGGGCUGAUGAGCGCAGCCAUCAUCUUGGUUCUCGAUUUGGCAAGCCCAAAACGACGAGGCUUGUUUAUUGGCCUCAUCAACGCUGGUUACACGACGGGUGUAGCUUCAGGUGCUGUUCUUGCAGGCCUGUUAACACCGAGAGUCGGAUGGCGCUUCCUAUUUUGGAUCCAGGCUCCUGCGGCACUGGUGUUGGGCCCUCUGCUCUUUUUGGCUCUUCCGACUUCUUCAAAUGAUCGUGGCGCUUCACCAGGAAGUUCCUGGCUGGCCGGUCUUGCCAGAGUCGACUAUGCGGGGUCUUUAACAUUGACACUCUCGGUCGUUCUCAUGCUUUCCAGUCUGGCCUCGCCCCAAAUUCCUCUUUGGCCUAUUCCACUCUCUAUAGCGAUAUUUGGUUUCUUUCUUAUCAUUGAAUCAAAGUGGACCAGUGAGCCUGUCAUUCCCGUGCGACUCUUGCGGAAUCGCAGCGUAUUGAUGACAUGUGUUGCGGCCCUGGGCAUGAUGAUGGCCCGCUGGGCCAUCCUCUUUUUCACCCCCGUAUAUGCGAUUGCUGUGCGAGGCUGGUCCCCUGCAUCAGCUGGGCUUCUUCUAGUGCCAACCAAUGCUGGCUUCGGAACGGGCGGCCUGCUUGUCGGAUGGCUGCACAUACGCAAAGCCAACAGCUACUACAUCUCCUGUUUGAUUAUAUUCUUCCUUUUUGCCACGGCCACUGCGGCCCUCGCUUUUCUCUCUACGCCAACCUCCUCCGCGGUGCUAUACAUGUUGGUCACUUUUCUAGACGGCCUGUUUGCUGGGUCUCUGAUGAACUAUACUUUGUCUCACGUGCUACACCUCACCAACCCCGAGUCGCAUUAUAUCGUGACUUCACUGGUGGCAAUGUCUCGAGGUUUUGCAGGGAGUUUCGGGUCGGCCAUUGGGGGCGGAUUCUUCGCUCGGGUGCUCAAAAGUUCCUUGGAAACAGGCUUUUCCCGGCACGGGCUGUCCCCUCGGCCGGAACUGGUGCGUACUUUGCUGGGUAGCCCAGCCACCGUACUGACUUUGAGCGGCCUCGAGCGGCUGGUCGCCAUCCAGAGCUACGAAUAUGCAACCCGCAUGCUGUUCCUGGCAGGUAGUGCGCUAGCCCUAGCAGCCAUGGCAUUUCAGGCGGGAACUGGAUGGCGCCCGGGGGUAGACGACAAGAGACAAGAUACCCUUGUUUCGGAUGAGGAAUCAUGA
Penicillium maclennaniae is the source of this 1719-nucleotide messenger RNA. RefSeq names its product putative MFS multidrug transporter. Gene Ontology annotation, molecular function: basic amino acid transmembrane transporter activity. Gene Ontology annotation, cellular component: fungal-type vacuole membrane. The record is from RefSeq and is a predicted model, not a curated record. NCBI's taxonomy places the organism in Eukaryota, Fungi, Ascomycota, Eurotiomycetes, Eurotiales, Aspergillaceae. The transcript has 6 exons. Gene Ontology annotation, biological process: basic amino acid transport; transmembrane transport. The coding region runs from base 1 to 1719 and encodes 572 amino acids.